Molecule: messenger RNA, 1057 nt
Organism: Schistocerca cancellata (South American locust)
Lineage: Eukaryota; Metazoa; Arthropoda; Insecta; Orthoptera; Acrididae
Gene: aay
Product: phosphoserine phosphatase
Exons: 6
Coding region: 74-904 (276 amino acids)
Biological process (GO): dephosphorylation; L-serine biosynthetic process
Cellular component (GO): cytoplasm
Molecular function (GO): magnesium ion binding; L-phosphoserine phosphatase activity
Source: RefSeq, a predicted model, not a curated record
UAGAUAGUCGAAAAGUACGUUCAAAUAGUUAUGAACACUUUCGCAGACGAACGGUAGUUUAUGUGCUUACGCAAUGUGUUCCAAAAUUUUGUCAUGUUAUAGUCUCGGCGUCUUCACAACUAAACAUAGAUUUAACUUUGCGUGCCUCAGAGCAAUGGGGAGCUACAGUGACCGGACUGAGCGCAAACCGAGACCACACGGAGCCGAAGACUUUGCGGUGAAGAACAUGGCAACUAAAGAUGAGGUGAUUAAUAUGUGGAAAGUAGCAGAUGCAGUUUGUUUCGAUGUUGACUCGACAGUGAUUAGAGAAGAAGCCAUAGAUGAACUAGCUACAUUUUGUGGGAAAGGUGAAGAAGUUGCAAAAUUGACAGAGGAAGCAAUGAAAGGAAGUAUGAAUUUCCGUGAUGCUUUUGCGCGGAGACUUGACAUUAUCAAGCCUCAGAUGUCACAGUUAAGAGAUUUUAUAAGUGCUCGUCCUCAUAAGUUGACACCAGGUAUAAAAGAGUUAGUUGAAGCUCUUCAUCAGAGAAGUACACCUGUUUACCUAGUCUCUGGAGGAAUGAGAGGUCUGGUCACUCCCGUUGCCUUAGAAUUAAAUAUACCACUGGAGAAUGUAUUUGCAAAUCGAUUAAAAUUCUUCUUCAAUGGUGAUUAUGCAGGAUUUGAUGAAAAUGAACCCACCUCAAAAACUGGUGGAAAAGGUGAAGUGAUCAGAAAGCUGAAAGACAAAUAUGGGUAUUCAACUUUAGUAUUAAUAGGUGAUGGAGCUACAGAUUUAGAAGCAUGUCCACCAGCAGAUGCAUUUAUUGGUUUUGGAGGAAAUGUGGUUAGAGAGGCAGUUAAGGCUAAAGCUCAGUGGUAUGUUACCGACUUCAAGGAAUUGCUGGAUGCCCUCCAAGAAUAAUAAAUCGAAAUUUGAAACUUGUUGUUGGUACAGAAGCAAAUAUUUUGGCUGUGAUAAAUGUGGAACGAAUGCUAACAUGUCUGUUGUGAUUUAUUCUUUGUUAUAAUUUGUCAUUGUGUUCUGUAUUAUGAAUUACAUUUUCUUAAACGUAAA